UAGUGGGGCGCUGAGCAGAGUAUGCACAUUGCCGAGAAAGAGUGGCAGGGUUGUUAAUUCUCGUGUUUUUCUGAAUUUUUUCUUUCCAAAUGGCGACAACACAGUUAGCCGACGAGGGAGAUUUUGAUUUGCUCUCUACAAUUUAUGAUAUCAUUAAAAGUGUCGAGAAAGAACAGCAGGAUAACGCCCAGAAACUAAAGGAUUCUCAAGAAGCUGGUCAAAAAGUAUUAGAAUUACAACGAAAACUCGAUCACGCAAGAGAAGUGGUUAGGAAGCUUCCGGGCAUUGAGCUCAGUAAAGAAGAACAGUUGCAGCAAAUUGAUUUGCUAAGACAACAACUUACAUUGAAAAGAGAUCUUCUCAACAAAUAUAGAUCAAUUACGUCAUUUGACCGUGAAGCUCAAACAGAGUUUCAGAUUCAUCAGCAUUAAUUAUGGUUUUUCGUCACUUAUUCAAUUACCUUGCAAACAACCCACAAC
Daphnia carinata is the source of this 479-nucleotide messenger RNA. RefSeq names its product mediator of RNA polymerase II transcription subunit 9-like (gene MED9). The transcript is spliced from 3 exons. Bases 90 to 431 code for a protein of 113 amino acids. Gene Ontology annotation, cellular component: mediator complex. The record is from RefSeq and is a predicted model, not a curated record. Gene Ontology annotation, biological process: regulation of transcription by RNA polymerase II. Gene Ontology annotation, molecular function: transcription coregulator activity. NCBI's taxonomy places the organism in Eukaryota, Metazoa, Arthropoda, Branchiopoda, Diplostraca, Daphniidae.